Molecule: messenger RNA, 2037 nt
Organism: Micropterus salmoides (largemouth bass)
Lineage: Eukaryota; Metazoa; Chordata; Actinopteri; Centrarchiformes; Centrarchidae
Product: serine/arginine-rich splicing factor 10-like
Exons: 6
Coding region: 413-1003 (196 amino acids)
Molecular function (GO): RNA binding
Source: RefSeq, a predicted model, not a curated record
AUGCGCUACAAAUAUUUUCGCUGCAGAUUUUCCGUUCCCAAAACAUUUCUUCUGCUGUGUGUGUCUGUGUAACUUAAUGGCCAGACACAUGAGACCUCCAAAUACAUCUUUGUUUGUCAGAAACAUCUCGGAUGAGUCAAGAAAAUGUAAAAGCAUCCAGUUGUGGAACCGGCCACAAAGAGUAACAAAGACCCGUAUAGAGUAGCUGUAAAGACAAGUCACACAGACCUUCAGGAUCAGAGGGAGGGAAAAGGUUGAAAAGAGAAAAGUAAAGCAUGAAGAGGAAAAGGGAACGGAGACAAAUCUUGGAAAUGGCGGCAAAGAAUUGGGAAAAGAAAAGAGGUUUAAGAGGAAAAGGCAAGCAGGAAACCCAAGUCUCUGUGGGAGUCGAUAAAAGAGUGUAAAGAUCAAGAUGAAGUUCAAAGUCAAGCAUGGGCAAAGCAUAUUCGAGGAUGUGCGCGAUGCAGAGGAUGCUCUUCACAGCCUGGACAGGAAGUGGGUCUGUGGCCGGCAGAUUGAAAUCCAGUUUGCCCAGGGUGACAGAAAGACACCGAAUCAGAUGAAAACAAAGGAAAGGCGUUCUCCAAGCAGAUCCUCUCGAUACGAUGACCACGAUCGAGAUGGCCGGCGCAGACGUUCCCGCAGCCGCAGCUACGACAGAUACCGAUCACGCAGCCCUUCUUAUGACCGUCAUCGCAGACGAUCUGAGAGUCCUCGAGGCUCUCGUGGACGGAUGUGUGGAAGAGGAAGAAGCAGGAGCCGCGAGGAUGACAGAUACAGGCAGAGGCCUCGGAGAGAGUCCAGAGGGAGAUCCCGAUCACGCUCCAAAUCUGCAUCUCCACGAGAAAACGUCAACCCAGCAUCGACUUCCCAUUACGCCGAGGAAGAGGUGCGACGGACACACUCCCCAUCCCGCUCCAGGUCUCGGUCCGUAUCAAGAUCACGCUCCCGUUCACGUUCUCGGUCCCGAUCCUGGGCUGGUCGCAAGUCCGGAGGUCGCUAGAAAAUUGUCUGAACCCACUCCCCUCGUUCUAUCCGUCAUUUUGUCAGAUGGACCAGAGAUGGUUAUUUGUCAAGAAAAGAUUUGUUUGUUUUGACAUGAAUGUAAUGUCCACUGAACCAUUUGUAGAAAGCUUGUUUUUGCAGCUCCAUUUUAAGAACAAUGCUGGUCCUUCGGUUUUAUAAAAUGUACGAUUUCCAGAUUUGUGUGUUCGGUGGUAGUCGGCCAGGAAUAAUUGUCUUUUUUUAUAUACAGUUACUGAUAGUUUUGUUUUCUAAUCCCUAUGCACCUGUUUUGUUUUUUUUUUGUUUUUUUUUUUUGCAAAAGAAAAAGGAACAUUCAGUAUUUUAAGAGGAACGAACCAAACCAGCGUUUCUGGGUGUUUUUAUGACAACAAAUCACAUACUUUACACAUAACUGCUAUUUUCCAUGGCUGGAAUGUAGAUUUGUCUUGUUUUCUUACCUUCUUUCAGCCACUGGUGUUCAUUUAUUUUACUAUGAGACCAUCAUCAGCGUAUAUUGUCAAAGUUGCAGAGUAAGUUAAAGUGCACCGCAUUACCCUGCAACAAUAACUUGACUGAGACAAAUAAUAGUAGACUUGAUGUUCAAGUUUUAAGUAAUCACAAAUCAAUGAUUUUCAGAAAAUUAGAGUCUGUGGCUUCCUUGAAGAAAGAUAUUUUAUAGUCUGCGUUGGAAAAAUGAUCUGCAGCAGUGUGAAAUAUGAGUAUGGGGGCUAAAAUGCGCAGAAACGCUGCUACGGUUCUUGAAGUGUUAAAAAAUAUGUUGACCAGUGACUUUAACCACAAACGGUUUAAAAUGUACAUGAAUAAGUUUAAAAUUUUGUGGUGUUUUCUGUAAGAUUUCUCCAAAUUUCGGUCCUGAAAGGAGGAACAGAAGUCUCUUAUUGAUGUUUCUGCGACUGUGUUGAUGGUUUUUCAGAAUGGAUCUUGUCGCUGCAUGUAUUAUUCUCCUAAUCUUCUAUCUUUAGUAGGAAGAAACUGUUAUUUUGAGUAAUAAACGGAUAACGUUCAGUAUAA